Hypomesus transpacificus is the source of this 2751-nucleotide messenger RNA. It is a transcript of the gene ip6k1, whose product is annotated as inositol hexakisphosphate kinase 1. Gene Ontology annotation, biological process: phosphatidylinositol phosphate biosynthetic process; inositol phosphate biosynthetic process. Gene Ontology annotation, molecular function: inositol hexakisphosphate kinase activity. The record is from RefSeq and is a predicted model, not a curated record. Lineage: Eukaryota; Metazoa; Chordata; Actinopteri; Osmeriformes; Osmeridae. Gene Ontology annotation, cellular component: cytoplasm; nucleus.
CAAAAUAAUUACUCUGGUUGUCAUCAUGGUCAAUUUAGCUAGCUAGCAUUUUAUUGUUUGUUUUUUUACAGUUGCUAGAUAAAAAAAAAACAUUUGUUCCCCACUUAAAAUAGUUUACUUCAGUUUCGCUUACGUUAGAUAAGCAACUAUUUAGCACACUACUAGCUAGAAAGUGUUUGUGGACAGGGGUUGUUGAUCCAUCGACACACGCACUCAUAUCCAGUGAACGGGGAAGAACGGAUGAACGGGGAAGUUGGCUAGCUAGCGUGUAAACGAAACGUUAGCCGGGCUGCCAUUACUAUGUUCUGAGUCACGGCCCAGGGGCUCCAAACGAUUUGUAUUAGUACAACUAUUCCGUUUGUAUUAUAUUAACACAACUAGCGUAGCAGCAUGGUAAGAGAAAUACAUGACAAAAAUGCUUAUUUGUUACGCUGGUCCUCUGGCUUCAUAUCAUUCCAUGGUUGUUUUUCCCGGACGGAGCUGGCUUGACAGCUAGCUAACCAACGUUAGCAAAGUCUCCGCGAGAAAGAUUGUCCUAUUCGUCCUCCGAUCGCUGGUGAUUUCCACUUGCUUUAAUCGUCAAGGCGAGUGCUGAUAACAGGGGCACGGUCUAGCCGUGUGUGGGACUAUAGAAGCUCCUUGGUGUCCGAGCCUGCAACUUCUGCGUUUGCAACCCAACACCCGGUGUGUGUCCCCGCUGUGUGUGUGUGUGUGGAGUAGCGGCGGGUCUGCAGUCGGUGUGUCCGUGGUGCUCGAGGGAUACCUCUCUCCGGUACUGCCCGGCUCCCAGCGAUGCUGGCCGUGUGCUGAGAGAGGGAGACGCUGAGAGAGGGAGACGCUGGCCGUGUGCUGAGAGGGAGACGCUGAGAGGGGGAGACGCUGGCCGUGUGCUGAGAGAGGGAGACGCUGACCGUGUGCUGAGAGGGAGACGCUGAGAGGGGGAGAGCAGAUCUCUGGACGGAGGAGUCCCGGGUUGGAGAAGAGGACAAGGUAAACAUCUGUGCCUGCCUGCCUGUCUCAGGAUGACAAGGAGGCAGCAGGCGUGACACACCCUGCUUGUCGCAAAGCGGGGAUUGGAUCAGUCGGUUGGCGGGCGUGGCCGGCGGGCUGGCUCCUCCCCCUCCCGGCGGCAGCGUGCGCUCCCAGCCGCCCCCUCCCUGCGCCCCGCCCUGCUCGCCCGGCCUGCGCGCCCGCGCCCAUGCCCCCGCCCCCUCCCGGCCCCCCAGCGUCAUGUGCCUCCCGCACGCCAUGGAAGCGGGCAAGCAGGGCGCGGGCCCGGCGGUAGGGCAAGCCCAGGGGGGCCCGGGGGCCCAGGGGGGCCGGAGGGGCGGGGGGGUGCCCCUGGAGCCCUUCGUGCACCAGGUCGGAGGUCACACCAGUAUGAUGCGCUACGACGACCACACGGUCUGCAAGCCCCUCAUCACCCGGGAGCAGCGCUUCUACGAGUCCCUGCCCCCCGACAUGAGGGAGUUCACCCCCGAGUACAAAGGGAUGGUGCUGGUGUGUUUUGAGGGGGACAUGGACGGCUACAUCAACCUGGUGGCGUACCCGUACGUGGAGACGGAGGGGGCGGAGCAGGAGGAGCUGGGGGAGAGGGACCAGCCCAGACGCAAACACUCCCGCCGUAGCCUGCACCGCUCCAGCAGCGAGCACAAGGACGAGCGGCCCGCGCACGAGAGCGACAGCAGCGAGAACCUGCAGGAGCUGAAGAGUCCUCGCCUGGAGCUGCAGAUCCACUCGGAUGUUCCCUUCCAGAUGCUGGACGGUAACAGCGUCCUGAGCCUGGAGAAGAUCUGCCACAACCCCUGGAGUCUGCGCUGCCACAAGCAGCAGCUCAGCCGCAUGCGCUCAGAGUCCAAGGACAGGAAGCUCUACAAGUUCCUGCUGUUGGAGAACGUGGUGCACCAUUUCAGCUGCCCCUGCAUCCUGGACCUGAAGAUGGGCACACGGCAGCACGGGGAUGACGCCUCGGAGGAGAAGGCGGCGCGCCAGAUGAAGAAGUGUGAGCAGAGCACCUCCGCCACACUGGGGGUCCGAGUCUGCGGCAUGCAGGUGUACCAGAUGGACACAGGCCACUACCUGUGCAGGAACAAGUACUACGGGCGCGGUCUGUCCAUCGACGGGUUCCGCCAGGCGCUGUACCAGUACAUGCACAACGGCGCGGGGCUGAGAAGGGAUCUGUUUGAGCCCGUCCUCGGGAAGCUACGGAGCCUGAAGGCCGUCCUGGAGCGCCAGGCGUCCUACCGCUUCUACUCCAGCUCCCUGCUCAUCAUCUAUGAGGGCAGGGAGCACUCGGGCCCACCCCCUGCUCCUCCCCCCGCCCCGGGCCACGCCUCCGGCCACGCCUCCGGCCACGCCCCCACAGAGCUCCGGAAGGGCCCGAACGCCACGGCGACGCGCCCCCCCCCCGGCGUGGACGUCCGCAUGAUCGACUUUGCCCACAGCACCUACAAAGGUUUCCGUGACGACCAGACGGUGCAUGUCGGGCCGGACCGUGGCUACGUGUUCGGACUGGAGAGCCUCAUCACCAUCCUGGAGGCCAUCCGAGAGGAACACAAGUAGCCCUGGGACUCAGCCCGCCCUGAAUCUGCCCCCUUUCACCUGUCCACCUCCUGAAGCGCUCCUCCUCUAUGACCCCCACAGAGAGAACAGGAAACCAGACAGACGGCAGGACUAGACGGCAGGACCAGACAGCGACCGAGGGGAAAAAGCCCGCUGACUUUUGAAGAUGUCGUGGUUUCAGGGUCCCUG